AUGGAGGGGGUCACAGUCGGCCAGGUAUUUGAUGCGGAAUGCAUCCUCAGCAAACGGCCGAGAAAGGGGAAGUUUGAAUAUCUGGUGAAGUGGAGGGGGUGGUCGUCCAAGCACAACAGCUGGGAGCCAGAAGAAAAUAUUUUGGACCCAAGGUUACUGGCAGCAUUUCACAAAAGAGAACAAGAGCGGGAGCUUCUGUUCCAGAAGAAAGGAAAGAGGCCGAGAGGACGACCACGGAAGAUUCUGCCUGCACCAACCGCCACCAAGGACAGCCGCUCCUCGUCCUCCUCUUCCUCCGGCCUCUCGUCUUCGGCCUCCUCCUCGUCCUCAGAGGAUGAAGAUCACACGAAGAAAGCGAAGCGUGUCCAUCCUGUCCCCCAGAAGAGGCCCCAGAUCCUGCUGGCCAAACCCGACCCCCCCCGCAAGAAGAAGCGUGGGAGGAAGCCGCUGCACCCGGACCUAAGGGCUUUAAGACAGGCGAAGAGCAGACCUCCUGCUCCAUCUCCUCCUCCUCCCCCUCCUCCUCCUCCUCCUCCUCCUCCUCCACGACACCACCAGGCGCUCAGACUGCUCAGAGAUGAGCCUCGGCCCGGGGUGAAGAAGCCUCUGCAGCCGGCCAGCUUCACCUACACAGGGCUGAGCAGGAGCUCCAGAGACGAGGCUGCCUCUGCCUCCCAGACCUCCGCCAGCUCCUUCUCCCAGACCGCUGCCUCCAAACCCGGAUCCCUUAGCUGCAUCUGGACCAACCGCUCCCUGUCCUCCUCCUCUUCAUCCUCCUCCCACAACAAAGCCAGUCCUUCAGCACAAAAUAAGAACUCUGCGUCCGAGCUGAAGCGGUCUAUGUCCGAAUCCGGCAGCAGAGGAGACGGAUUCAAAGUGUCGCCUCUGAAACAAAGUGGCAGUUCGGGAUCGUUGGGUUUGCACAGCAGCUUCGGGGGGGGCCAGGCGGUGGCCCAGCGCUCCCAGCUGGGCCAGCGGAGGCAGGAGGGCGUCGGAGGCCAGAGCGGGUUGGUUCAACACAAGCAGCAGAACUCUGGCCUUUCCAAACCGUCGUCAUUAUCCUCACCCACACCUCGAGACCGAGCCAACCAGGCACUGAGCCUCCGAGCCCUCAACCUGCAGAGCGUCAGCAAGCUGCCGGCCGGCAGCAGCACAAGCAGCGCCAUGGUGGCAGCGUCUAGGUCAAGCUUAAGGAGCGGCGGCGGGAUUGUCGUAAAAGGAGGAGUGGGUAGCAUCAAAGAGACUCGGAUGUCAGCUGGAGGGCAGCGCUCUGGUUUGGCUGCAGGCGGCACUGCAGAGCCGGGCAGGGGGAAGGAGAUGAUGGCAGGAGGCAGCUCCAGCCGAGGGAGCGGCGGCGGCGGCAGGCAGGAGGACAGGAAACACGGGCUGAGCUCUCAGAACCGGAGCCUGAACGAGCUCAGCACCGGAGACUCGGACGAGACCAGCAGCAGCGAAUCAGAGCACGAUGACACCGCCUUGUAUCCCAGCAAGAGCCGGCCCAGCCUUGGCAACGACGCCACCGAGUCGGAUACAGAGACGGACUGGCGGCCGACCCGCAGCCUCUUGGAGCACGUGUUUGUCACCGACGUCACGGCCAACUUUAUCACGGUCACGGUGAAGGAGUCUCCUACCAGCGUGGGAUUCUUCAACUCACGAAAUCACUGAGGGACGUCUGUGCUCAGCCUGACAUCACUUCCUGCCACAGCUCUCAGGGUUCCUACAGCUCUGGAACUUCAUCCACAAACAGCUCACAGAAGUUUUUCCACAAAGAGAUGCACAAAACGUUUGGACGACACAGUUUCAAUAAUCCAGUGAUGUUACAUAAAGACAAAAACAUGGUGAAGAGAUCACCUCUGGUUCAGCAUUUGUAGAAACAUUGUAGGAACCCUGAUGUUUAGAUCCCAUUUACACCUGGUGUUAAAAUGCAGUCUGUGUCUGGAGAAGGGAAAACUGACAAAGACUUAGGUUUUUCAUUCAGUCACCUAAACAGGAAACAGGAAACAGUCACUGCAAAAACCUUCCUACAAGAAGUCAAAAGAGUUGACUUCGACAGGAAAGAGCCCAUGAUGAGUUUGCCUGCUGCACCUGUGCACAGGAGAAACUCAGAUCCAGUUUCUAAAGUAAAACACCUCUGUAGUUUUCUGUUGACAGCUUUAACGUCCUGUAAUCUGCGACAUGAAAUCCUCUCGUUCAUUUUUCACUGAUCAAAACAAACAUGGUACUUUGAGCUCAGGCUCAAGCACGAGACAUGACUCUUAACAAAAAUCAUUUCUGAAGCAUGAAGCCAUCAGAGUGUAAACUGAACAUUCACAGGACAGUGAAUUCAACCAGAUGCUCUUCAAAAGUGGACAAAAACCAGUCCAGGACAUCAGACAAAUUCUGGAGCUGCAACAAUUAGUUGAUUAAUGUAUUGACAGGAAAUGAAUUGGCCAGUAUUUUUUUUUAAU
Messenger RNA from Seriola dumerili (greater amberjack), 2447 nucleotides. Its product is annotated as chromobox protein homolog 2-like. Gene Ontology annotation, biological process: negative regulation of transcription by RNA polymerase II. The record is from RefSeq and is a predicted model, not a curated record. Gene Ontology annotation, cellular component: heterochromatin; PRC1 complex. The transcript has 5 exons. NCBI's taxonomy places the organism in Eukaryota, Metazoa, Chordata, Actinopteri, Carangiformes, Carangidae. Bases 1 to 1665 code for a protein of 554 amino acids.